Botrytis sinoallii is the source of this 1396-nucleotide messenger RNA. RefSeq lists its product as uncharacterized. NCBI's taxonomy places the organism in Eukaryota, Fungi, Ascomycota, Leotiomycetes, Helotiales, Sclerotiniaceae. Bases 269 to 1234 code for a protein of 321 amino acids. The record is from RefSeq and is a predicted model, not a curated record. The transcript has 2 exons.
AAGUAUUUUUCAUUCCACACUACUCAGGUACGACGUGAUACCUAGCAAAUCUUGAUGCUCAAUCCCGAUAUUCCUUUCCAUACUCUUUCAAUGUCGAAGAGAAUGAACUAUGUAAGUGCCUCGGCAAGGCGAGAUGGCUCAGACUAUUAUUGGAGCUAUUUUGGUAUCUCAGAUGGACGUCAAGCUUGCAAGCUAGACAAUGCCAUAAUCUAAUAAUUGUAUUGCAUCUUCUCCUUUGCCCUCAAUUGUUCCGAACAAAAUUUUCAAUAUGUUCUAUGGUUUCUUUGGCUUAGGAGGUGUAUCCUUCAAACCCGAAAAAGAUAUUCCUGAUCUAUCUGGAAAAGUCAUUCUUGUUACAGGCGGAAACGUUGGCUUAGGCCUCGAAACUAUCCUCCAGCUUUCCAAGCACAAUCCUUCGCACAUAUAUCUCGCUGCGCGAUCCGAACCUAAAGCUACCGCCGCAAUCAAAGAAAUACAAUCCAAAGUACCAAAUGCCCCAAUUACGUUUAUUCAUUGCGACCUUACAUAUCUCCCAUCAGUUCAGGAGUGUGCCAAACAAUUCAAUAUCAAAGAGUCCCGUCUCGACUUAUUGUUCCUAAAUGCGGGUAUCAUGGCGGUACCAGCGGCAACUACGGAGCAAGGCUAUGAAAUACAAUUUGGCACAAACCAUGUUGGACAUGCUCUUUUGACGAAACUGCUUCUACCCACAUUGUUGAAAACAGCAGAGCAGAAAGAUGCAGAUGUGAGAGUUAUCUCCUUGAGUAGUUUGGGUCAUACAUUGGGUCCUGUUGGGGGUAUCAAAUUCGACGAUCUGAAAACGGACAUGAAUGGUUAUACAACAGCCUCUCGAUAUGGACAAUCCAAGCUGUCAAACAUUCUUUUCGCUAAAGGGUUGAACAAGAGAUAUGGCGAGAAGGGUAUCACAGCUGUAUCGGUUCAUCCGGGAGUAGUCAACACAAAUUUGUAUGCGACGGCUUUGGAGAAAUAUGGGGUGUUUGGAAAAGUCGGUGGAUUAGUAAGAGAUUUGGCUUUCACAAGUAUGGCUGACGGAGCAAAAAAUCAACUCUGGGCUGCUGUAGCAAACAAGGGUAGUGCAAAAGGCGAAGUUUUGAAAGGCGAGUAUUACACACCUGUUGGAAUUUCUGGCAAUGGAAAUAAGUACGCAGGAGAUGAAAAGCUGGCGGAUGAGCUGUGGGAGUGGACAGAGAAAGAGUUGGAGGCGUACAAUGCUUGACUUGACUUUUACUGAUCACGACACCCACUAUGGCUUAUCUUGACUUUUGUUCAUAUGCUAAAGUGAUCCAUUUACUGUAUAUUAUGAUUUUCUGUUUCUGUUUCCUAACUUUAUUUUCCUACACGGGUGCAACUUUCUGAGUGAUUAUUAGCCUCAAAAAUC